AUGGCUGCUACUCAGAUUCCCGAAGGUGGUACUUACAUCGACACCUUCAAGGGCAGCUUCACCACUGUCCCGAUCGACGCCGAAAAUGCCAACGCCAUUUCGACGACCGAGUUCCUCGAUGCGUCCGAGUCUCUGACCACCAUGUUUGAUCUUCUUGGCUCCGUUGCCUUCUCCCCGGUCAAGAAGGACGUGCUCGGUAACGUCGAGAAACUCAGGAAACGCCAACUCGCUGCCCCUCUCGAGUCCCAGAACAUCCAGGACCUCGUCCGGAACGAACUCAAGACCAAGUCCCACACCGCCACCGAGGGUUUGCUAUGGCUGGUCCGGGCCCUUGAAUUCACCUGUAUCGCUCUCAGCCAGAACCUGGCCCAGGAGACGACCGAGCUCUCCGACUCCUUCCGCGACGCCUACGGUGUCACCCUCAAGCCCCAUCACAGCUUCCUUGUGAAGCCCGUCUUCAGCGCCGCCAUGAGCGCUUGCCCCUACCGCAAGGACUUUUAUGUCAAGCUCGGCUCGGACCAAGAGAAGGUUAAGGUGGAGCUGCGCCAGUACCUCGAAGCGUUGGAAAAGGUCGUCGGCAUCCUCAAGGGGUUCCUCGACACCCCGGAGGCUAAGUGGUAA
Molecule: messenger RNA, 621 nt
Organism: Chaetomium globosum CBS 148.51
Lineage: Eukaryota; Fungi; Ascomycota; Sordariomycetes; Sordariales; Chaetomiaceae
Exons: 4
Coding region: 1-621 (206 amino acids)
Biological process (GO): ceramide transport; intermembrane lipid transfer
Cellular component (GO): cytosol; cytoplasm; membrane
Molecular function (GO): ceramide 1-phosphate transfer activity; ceramide 1-phosphate binding
Source: RefSeq, a predicted model, not a curated record